This is a messenger RNA of Phalaenopsis equestris, 2282 nucleotides long. RefSeq names its product protein TPX2-like. The coding region runs from base 348 to 1925 and encodes 525 amino acids. Gene Ontology annotation, molecular function: microtubule binding; protein kinase activator activity. NCBI's taxonomy places the organism in Eukaryota, Viridiplantae, Streptophyta, Magnoliopsida, Asparagales, Orchidaceae. Gene Ontology annotation, biological process: mitotic spindle assembly; regulation of mitotic spindle organization; activation of protein kinase activity. The transcript has 17 exons. The record is from RefSeq and is a predicted model, not a curated record. Gene Ontology annotation, cellular component: nuclear microtubule; mitotic spindle.
GGAAAUGGAACAUAUUUGCCAUGUUACACAAUUCAAAAGUCGAAUCACAUAAUAUUCUCAUUAAGGACCCCGCAUUCUAAAUAAUGACGAAAAUACCCAGGAUCAUGGCUUGCAUCGAGGGGCUUAUAUGCCAUUUAGGUUUGAGCGGUUCCAACACCGCAUUCAAAUUUCCAGCGCUUUCCAUUCUUCGGGCAGCCAUCGUUCGUCUCCUUCUUCGCCGGGUAAUGUCGAUUUUAGGGCACUUUUGAGCGUCACUUUGAAUAGGGGGAUUACUGGAUCAGACAACGGCCUUUUCGGUGGGUAUUUGAUGUUAGUUUCAUGCUCUGAUUCUUUCUCGCGCUGAGAGGAUGGAGCUGCCGGCGGCGGAAGUGAAUAUCCUUAGCCUGGAAGUUGAUUUCGAUUACGAGUUUGAUGCGUCGAGGUACUUUAACUUUGUGAGGGAAGAGACCCCCUCGGAGGCGUGGGUGGCGGAGUCCUGGUUCGAGACAGCUGGGAGUUACCCCCCUUCUCCUUUUAUAUCAAAAUUGUUCUUGGAAAAGGAUGUCUUUGCAGAAACUGUCAAUAUUAUUCCCAAGUUUAAAGACACACAAAUGUCUGGUUUUCAUCCGAAUGGAGCAGGUGAUCAAGUUCUCUAUGACUUAGAUGAAAUCUCCAAAGUAUUGACGGUUGAAAAUUUUGUGCUUCAUGAUCCUUAUCAAAAUGAGAAGAGAUUUGUAUUUGGUUCAUCUGCACAAGUCUCAACAUUGAUGAAACCUACAGCUAGUCAUCUUGCCAAGCAAAAUAACCACUGCCUAGUGAGACAUGCUCAUCAGUCAGCACAUAGAUCACGAAAGCCACUUAUUGCGGAAAGGGUGAAGAAUUCUGAAGAUCCUUCCGACAAUGGGUUUCAAGCCGCCAAGAGACAAAAGCUAGAGGAUGGACUUUUGCGCAAGAUUGCUACCGAGAAGCAACAAAUUGAUUUGAUGCACAAGCUUCCAAAAAAUAGUAACAAAACAUCUACUUCUAAACUCAGGCUCACCAUUCCAAGAGAACCAGAACUAGCAACAGCACAGCGGGCACAGAGGAUAAGAGUACAUAGGUUUCGGCUAUGUUAUACAUCAUCUGGCUAUACUGCUUACUUGGCUUUCAGGUCAAAUCUUGAUAAAAAAUCACAAGAAAAGACCCCAGCAAAAUCAAAAUUUAAUUCACAUCCUCUUAAUAGAAAGAUUCUUGAGGCGCCCACAGUGCCUAGCUGCCGUAAUAGCACGCCAAGUUUACAAGAAUUUAAAAUUCUUGAGGCGCCCUCAAUGCCUAGCUGCCUUAAAAGCACGCCAAGAUUGCGAGAAUUUAAAAAUUUUAAGUUAAAGUCAUCAGAGAGAGACAUUAAACACUCUGCAGCUACUUCAUCAUCACUGUCUGCAAACAACCAUGCCCCCGGCAGCUCUAGUGAACAUGGAGUUAAAUCAAACUUGAAAUGUUUCCAGCGCCAUUCUUCUAUUGUUUCAAGAUCUGUCUUAGAUAAUCAGAGGUUUUAUAAUGAUGAAAACAUUCAGCCCAAGUUUACAGCUAGACCCCUUAAUAAGAAGAUUUUGUCCAGCAGGGGAGAUAUUGGUGUCUUCCGUUGUUCCAAGCGAGAAACUACUAAACCGAUGGAAUUUAACCUUUCAACAAACAAAAGAAGCCAGCUAGAUCUACCGACUGAACUUUUUAACAAGCUCUCUCUAAACUCUGAAGUACCACAAUCUUCCAAAAGUCUGGCAACACCUUUAUGGCCUUUGCAUGGAUAUACGAAGGAUUUAAAGGGCAAUCUAAAGUACAUUGCACAACAAGGGCAUAAGGCAAGUUAUGAAGAUCAAGGAAACUUGUUGAGGCAUGAAGCAAAGCUUUUUGGCUUUGAGAAUGAAGCUUAUAGUUACAAGAGAUUGGAAGCAAACAAUAUGAGAUGAAUUUUGAGAGAGAGCCAAAUCACAGAAGUUUUGCUUUUUUAUCAAGCUUCAAAAAAAGGUUAGAUGAACAACUAAUGGAAUGAUUUAUGCAGGAUAUCAUAAGUUACUGAGAAGGGAUUGGAUUAUGUGAAAAUGUGCCUGCUCAGUUGGAAAAUGAAAAUUGUUUGUUUUAGUUGCUCUUUUGGACGAAGUGGGUGGUGGGAAGAGAUUUUUUAACAAAGAAAUAAAGGGAUUGGAUUAGGAGCUAUCUGAUGGAAAUUCUCAUUUUUUUUUUCUAUAAAGUGACAAUAAGGGCAACUUAUGUAUCAACUUUUCAUCACCCAUCCUCUAAAAGGAAAAAGAAAUAUUUAAGAUUUU